AUGAGGAUGGCCCGAUUCGCCAGUGUACUUUCUCUUCUGUCGCUCAGCACGUGUGCGGAAGAUGCCCAAGAGCCACAUGUGUGUGAUGCCUUAGGGCAAGUAAACAUGCUGCAGAUGCAGACUGCCUUGGAAGAUCAGAGCCGAGGCCGCUCGGCCAGGUGCGGGCACUUGCUGCUUGAGACCUGCGAUCCGGCAGCGAACUACCCCUGCAGCAACAACUGCAGGAUCCACACGAACCGGAGAGACUGCUACAGGCCUUUGAGCGCAGUCAUGAAGGAGCAUCCGGGAGAAGAUGGAUAUUGCAUCUUCAACCAGACUGCAUUUUGGGUGAACUAUACCGGCCCACAGCUUCGCUUUGAAGCUGAUGCGAAGGAAGCCAUUCUUACCAUGAGGGGCGCCAGCUACCGGGGGAUCAACACUGGCCUGCCGAUCUUGUACCGUUUUGAAGGGCAAGAAAUCAGCUCGCACAUGGAUGCAGACCACUACCUCUUUGAUGACUUGUAUGGCUUCUCUCUUGGCUUCCUUCAGAACCAGGGCUUGAAUCCAAGUUGGAUGCAGAAUACAAGUCUUUGGAGCUCCCUGUCUGAGCAAGCAUGCCAACGGAUCCAGCAGACCUACCACUUCAAAAGCGAAGAGCUGAUCUUGGCCGAUUGGCUGGACUUCAACCAAGUCAUUGCAGUUAUGACGGCAUGUAGUGCUGGAAUGCCGGCAGCGGGAUCCUCGAACCCUUGGGUGCUGAAAGCCGCCGGCUGGCACGGUCCGUCCGACUGCCGGCCCGUAACCAGCAGAGACUUUGCCAAGCAUCAUUAUGUAAAAUGCGUUCUGGGCAUCAAGAACUCGGCCAUGGACAUGGCUGUUCUGAACGCACGUGCGUGCGUACUUCCGGGCAACCGAAUCGGACAUCUUACUGAGUGUGCAUACAUGCCAGCAGGCAUUGAUUCUUAA
This is a messenger RNA of Symbiodinium sp. CCMP2592, 945 nucleotides long. NCBI's taxonomy places the organism in Eukaryota, Dinophyceae, Suessiales, Symbiodiniaceae. The record is from the annotation of a GenBank genome assembly.